CCAUCGCCGACUCUUCUUACUUGCAGUCAUGACCGACGAAGGACGAGAAACGACGCCAGAGGCGCAGAUCGAUGCCCAACAGCAGAUGGAAAAGGUCGCCAGAGAGCGUGGGGGUAGAGAAAGGGUUGGGGGCUGAAACCGUCGCAAAAUACGUUCCCGGAAACAAGAUUCAAAUCACGGAAGUCAUCGCCAUGAAGCAAAAGAAGAAGAAGCUUUAUGUCGCGUUCAGCCGAAAGACCAAAAACAAGAAGAUAGAGUACCAACUGACUGAGACGGCUGGCGAUACCACAAAACUCUACAUGAACGGGAGAUGGUUUCCUCAGGAUCAAGUCUAUGUGGUCUGAGACACCUGAGCCAAUCAGUACAACGAGGCUUGACCGGUGAAGAAGCUCAUCGAUAUUUAGUCUCCGGCUGAGAAUGUCAACUGUGUUCGUCUGUUAA
Molecule: messenger RNA, 441 nt
Organism: Boeremia exigua
Lineage: Eukaryota; Fungi; Ascomycota; Dothideomycetes; Pleosporales; Didymellaceae
Exons: 3
Coding region: 72-344 (90 amino acids)
Source: RefSeq, a predicted model, not a curated record